UGGUACUCAGGAGGAAACCCGCUGCCCGCUGACCUUCCUGUGCCCCUGCAGCUCCGCCAUCGACAAGCGGUCAGGGGAGAAGGUGGCCAUCAAGAAGCUGAGCAGGCCUUUCCAGUCUGAGAUCUUCGCUAAGCGGGCUUAUCGAGAGCUCCUGCUGCUGAAGCACAUGCAGCAUGAGAACGUCAUUGGGCUCCUGGAUGUCUUCACCCCAGCCUCCUCCCUGCGCAACUUCCAUGACUUCUACCUGGUGAUGCCCUUCAUGCAGACAGACCUGCAGAAGAUCAUGGGGAUGGAGUUCAGUGAGGAGAAGAUCCAGUAUCUGGUGUAUCAGAUGCUCAAAGGUCUUAAGUACAUCCACUCGGCUGGGGUUGUCCACAGGGACCUGAAGCCAGGCAACCUGGCCGUGAACGAGGACUGCGAGCUGAAGAUCCUGGAUUUUGGGCUGGCACGGCCUGCGGAUACUGAGAUGACUGGCUACGUGGUGACCCGUUGGUACCGGGCCCCUGAAGUGAUCCUCAGCUGGAUGCAUUAUAACCAGACUGUGGACAUUUGGUCUGUCGGCUGCAUCAUGGCUGAAAUGCUGACCGGGAAAACUCUGUUCAAGGGGAAAGACUACCUGGACCAGUUGACCCAGAUCCUGAAAGUGACUGGGGUGCCAGGCGCAGAGUUUGUGCAGAAGCUGAAUGACAAAGCGGCCAAAUCCUACAUCCAGGCCCUGCCACAGAGCCCCAAGAAGGACUUCACUCAGCUCUUUCCACGCGCCAGUCCUCAGGCCACAGACCUGCUGGAGAAGAUGCUGGAACUGGACGUGGACAAGCGUCUGACGGCCUCACAGGCCCUGGCCCACCCCUUCUUUGAACCUUUCCGGGACCCUGAGGAGGAGACUGAGGCCCAGCAGCCGUUUGACGAUGCCUUAGAGCACCAGAAGCUCACAGUGGACGAAUGGAAGCAGCACAUCUACAAGGAGAUCGUGAACUUCAGCCCCAUUGCCCGGAAGGACUCGCGGCGCCGGAGUGGCAUGAGGCUGCAGUGACUCUUCCAGCCAGGCCCCUGGCUGAGCCAGGGGACUACCACGUGGCGCCACCAGCCAGACACUGCCCCAGAACCAAUAUUUAGUUGUCACUACUAAAGUCUCAACCCUUCACAGAUUAUAUAUAGCCUCUCAAGCAGAAGAUAGAAAUGCCUUCCCCAGACCUAGGCAUGGGGCCAGAUAGAAUUUAGUGGUGUUGUUGGGGAGGAAAUAGCUCUGAUCAAAAUGAGUUGCAUUAAAAUGCCUGUCUGGGGAAUCA
Molecule: messenger RNA, 1289 nt
Organism: Ictidomys tridecemlineatus (thirteen-lined ground squirrel)
Lineage: Eukaryota; Metazoa; Chordata; Mammalia; Rodentia; Sciuridae
Source: RefSeq, a predicted model, not a curated record